AUGUCGUGGCAGGUGAGCUACUUCUCGCCAACGGUCAGCGCCAUUGACAACUACGAGCGUGGAAAGGGCGCCAGCAAGUCGCCAGCGGCCACAGCGCUCGUCUACCCAGAAGAGCCAGCACUGCAGGUGGAAGAAGACGAGGAGGGGUGGUGCCGAGCCCUGCUGAGUUACAGCGUGCCUCUUCCAGUUCCGGGCUCUCGCCUGGCGGGUGAGGAGCAGGAUCGAGUGGCCAAGAAGGCACUGCGAUCACUCCAAGGCACCUUGGAGGAGGAUUUCGCAGGCGUAGAACGGACCAUUCCGGGCGUAUCUUGCCAUUUGGACAGCAGCGCGUUUGGUGUGGACUUGUCGAUCAGCGAGCGGGACUUUCUGCAAGGCCAACGACGAGAGCCAGGAAAGGCGCCCACCACCCAAGACAAAGAUGAAAUGAGGGUGGAGAAGAAGCUGCGCGAGAUCUGCACGCUGAAGCGUCGCCAGGUCGAUGGUGAAGCCUUGGACAAGCUCCAGGCGGAAAAGAUCGCCAAGAGAGGGGAGCUUUUCCGCGAGGUCGCUGAGCUGAAGCUGAGAAGGGCAGAGAAGGAGCUCGUGAAACUCUUCAAGGGCCGGAAGAAAGCCUUUCAG
This is a messenger RNA of Symbiodinium natans, 618 nucleotides long. Lineage: Eukaryota; Dinophyceae; Suessiales; Symbiodiniaceae. The record is from the annotation of a GenBank genome assembly.